AUGCUAUUCCCAACUACCUACCAUACGUAUGCAUACUAUAUUACGGAAUCUAGCUUGCAGGGCCUUUGCGAAACGUUUCUGUCUAUUAUCUAUGUACUACUAACCGCUGGAGCUAAGUACCAUAAUGCUAUUCCUGACUACCCACAAACCAUACCCAAGUACCACAAUGCUAUUCCUGACUACCUACAAACCAUACCUGGAGGUGGAUGGUGUUUAAUUCCACCAAAAACCCAAAUGCAGCUAGCGCCUAAUGCCAGCCAAGUACCACAAUGCUAUUCCUGA
Molecule: messenger RNA, 282 nt
Organism: Lindgomyces ingoldianus
Lineage: Eukaryota; Fungi; Ascomycota; Dothideomycetes; Pleosporales; Lindgomycetaceae
Exons: 4
Coding region: 1-282 (93 amino acids)
Source: RefSeq, a predicted model, not a curated record